GUGCACCGGUUGCUCCUCAGCACUUACAGAGUCAGAGGGACUGUGUGCAGCAGAGAGCGAGAGCAACAGACACACACACCAAGACUGAGUUACUGAGAGGGGACAGCACACUCCUUUUCUUUACGCUUUAAACUUGCAGCUGCAGUAAACAAGGACAGACAGGUAGAACAGGUGAAGAAGCACUCUCAAUGAUGGAAGACUACACUCUCCCCUUCUGGAUUUACCUGGCCGUUGUGACUGUAGUUAUCGGCGGAGCCAUGAAGAAGAUCUUGGCUUCACACCUGAAUGCCGCCUCCACCGUGGUGGCCUGGCUGGGGGCCACCGUGCUGGUGGAGAGGCUGUGGGCGAUCUGCUUGCCGGCCGUGCUGCUGCUGGUCCUGUUUGGCAUCACCUUUUGCCUCUGCUCCGCAACCAGAACUGGCCAGCCACGAGCCAUGCUACCGGCCCACGGCAAGGCCAUCUUCAUCACAGGCUGCGACUCCGGCUUUGGGAACGCGGCAGUAAAACAUCUGGACUUCCUGGGCUUUGAGGUGUUCGCCACAGUGUUGGAUCUGAAUGGAGAUGGAGCCAGGGAGCUGCAGAGAACCUGCUCGCCCCGCCUCACCCUCUUCCAGGUGGACAUCACCCAGCCACAGCAGGUGCAGCAGGCCUUGCUGGACACCAAGGCCAAACUGGGGCUCAAAGGUCUGUGGGCUUUGGUGAAUAACGCCGGCAUGUGUGUGAACUUCGGAGAUGCUGAGCUGUCACUCAUGUCCAACUACCGUGGCUGCAUGGAGGUCAACUUCUUCGGCACACUGAGUGUCACCAAGGCCUUCCUGCCACUGCUGCGACAGGCCAAAGGACGCAUCGUGACCAUCUCGAGCCCAGCCGGUGACCAGCCCUUUCCCUGCCUGGCAGCGUACGGAGCAUCAAAAGCAGCUCUGAACCUCGUCACAGAGACUCUGCGGCAUGAGCUGGAGCCCUGGGGAGUCCAAGUAUCCACCAUCCUGCCAUCCUCAUACAAGACAGGUCAGUCCAGUAACGCCUCCUACUGGGAGCAACAGCACAAGCAUCUGCUGCAGAAUCUGUCCCCAGCGCUGCUUGAGGAGUACGGUGAGGAGUACUUGACUGAGACCAAGGAUCUGUUCCAGAGCUUCGCCAGCAAGGCCCCCACCAACCUCCAGCCCGUGGUCGACACCAUCGUACAGGCCCUGUUGGAGCUGCAGCCUCAGGCACAUUACUAUGCGGGUCCCGGCUUAGGCCUCACGUACUUCAUCCACAACUUCUGCCCCUACAGCGUCAGCAACCGCUUUCUGAAGAAACUGUUUUUGAAGAAGAAGGUGUUGCCGCGCGCUCUGGGGAAGCAGUCGGCCUUCGAUCUGAACCUCAGCUUUCACAAUAACAACAACAAUGAGGAGAAGCUGCAUCAGAUGUGAGACAGUCGACAUCGAUGGCAUUAUCCUACAGAUAGAGGACCACUCCUGUAACUCACUCAUAGAGCUGUACCCUGUCGUUUUGUAUGUUUUUUAAAUUGUUGAAGGGAACAUAGUGAUGCACCAAAAUGGUUUCUGUUUGUCUCUGUAUUGUCUGGCCUGCAAGGACUCAUGUGGAGUUUAGGGGUGGGGUCUGCCCGAUGCAGCCACAGGUCACCUCUGUCAGCGAGAUCAGCUGUACUGUACAAACACCGUAAGGUUCACACUGACGUCAUGUGCCUUUAUCACAGAGAAAGAAGAAACAGCAGCAGAGCAGGGGAGCAAACACCACAGCAGCUCGUUAAACUCGUUACUGCUACCACUCUUAUUUUCUCAUUUUGCUUCAGAAUCUUAAUAAAACGUUUUUGAUCAAAGGCCCAUCAGCAGCACAUGUACAGUCAGUGUGGUUCUAGAGAUGUAAAGAGGAUUUAACCCAGAGGAGGUUUUGAACAGAUAUGUGACGUAACUUUAAGAUCCACCUCGAUUCAGUUCAGCUUGAAAUAUGCUGAUGUAUUAUCAAAUCAAAUUAUAUGCAGUGUGAAAGAACAAAACUGCACAAUUCAAAGAAUGGAAACCACAGCAGCAACACUUCCUGUCUAAAGGAGCUUCUGCUGGUUAAAAUCACACACGGGUCUGGUCUGACUCUAGAUGUGGACUCUGGCCCAGCACCGAUUCAACUCAUGCUGCUGAUCUUCACACAGAAAGAGCCACUUUUGUGUCUGAGCCAGAGCAACAUCGCAGCUGAGCUGAGACACCUGAGAGGAUCUUAAAGCAACAAGUCACAAAGUUAAAGCUAAAAACCUCAGAGCACUCAUUUGGAAACAAAAUGAAACCUCACAUCUGCUGCAUACAGUACAGAGAUUACCGAAAUUCAGCCAGCUCCACGUUUAUAUUCAGUACAGAAAACACUGGAAAGAGAAGGAAAACUGUGGCUCUGCUCAACACAGUCAAUUAGCAACAAAGCCAAAGUCGAGCUUCUCAGUAAAGGCAGUAACCGGCUUUAACACCUGGACAGGUUGAGUUCAGCUUCACCCCACAGACAAAAGGAUCAGAAGAAGAAAAGCAGGAAGUUUUUAUUUAUUAGAAGCAGAUCUGAUUAGAUGCAGGACCUCGUUUAUGUUUCCUGGUGUUUCAUCACAUCAAGGUGAUAAACAAGUUUUCAAUGAGCCACAAAGAACAACUGCGUCAGCGUGAUGGCAUUACAUCAAUAAAUGAUGUAACUCAUUAGUUAUGACAGAGUCAGAAACAAACAGGGAUUUUUUUUACAGAGAUGCUAAAUUACAGGUGAAAUGAGCUGCUGCAGUGCUGCGCCCUCCAUCUCCUACAGAGAUACAAACAUGUUCUUCUUCAGGUAUAUAAAGACUGUAUUUGCACUUGUGGUCUCUCUGCUUGUUUUCUGCAGGAAGCAGAUUCAACACAGAAUAAUUUCAAAACAAAAGCACACGUUCAGUUUGUUUUUACACUCAAAACCAAAACACAGUAACUUUAUUAUCUGAUUCUGGGCUGAGAAGUUUGCUCCUCAGAGCCAAACGAUGCUUAUCAGACUUCCUGCUCGCAUUUAGCCUUCAAAAUAAAAGCACAACUAACUCUGGUGAUGAAUGUAGAUUUUCAACUUAAAUUUUAUUUUGGUCUGAGACUGGAAACUUUUCUGCCUCUGAAUUUCAGAUGAUCUAGUUGCAUCUGGGUUCCUGACAGAGAACCACGGAAACAUUUCUUUUAUUCUCAUGGAAGCAGAAAGUGGGCUGUUUUCUCACAGCGCAGCCGACUGUUUUCUCUCACUCUGACUUCAUCUUCAGGAUCUUCAGUGGUUUCUUCAACCUGUUUCAUCGUCUUUAAGAUUAACAUGGAUCAAUAAAUCAUGUCGCAGUUUGGGGUUUUUUUUUUCCCUGUCGUGAAUGCAAAAAUUCAAACCUCAAAACUUUAUUAGAACACAUGCACAGAGCAGAAAUGGUAUCAUAUGCUGGAGUGUUGCUUUGAGUUGUGCAUACACUAUGUAGUUAGAAAAUGAGCUUUUGUGCACAGUGUGUUGUGUUUCUGUGGAAACAGUCUGCCUCCCAUCAGACUCACCUCCAAAAACUUACCCACGUCUCUGUGUUCUGUUUUAUUGUGUGUUGUGUUGUUUCGUUGCUUUGUUUGUUUUAUUCGUCAGCCCAUUUUGAAUCAAACUAUUUAUGGUGUCUGUUUCUUUUCUCACCACUCAGAUUGUGACUUUGUUUCUUUUUAUAAAAAAUGAGGAAAAAACAACAAAAACAUGAUGUAAAAUGUUCACUUGGUUGAUUCUUUGAUAGAAAUAAAGUUGGCUUUUUCAGA
Molecule: messenger RNA, 3761 nt
Organism: Archocentrus centrarchus (flier cichlid)
Lineage: Eukaryota; Metazoa; Chordata; Actinopteri; Cichliformes; Cichlidae
Gene: hsd11b2
Product: hydroxysteroid (11-beta) dehydrogenase 2
Exons: 5
Coding region: 189-1415 (408 amino acids)
Biological process (GO): glucocorticoid metabolic process
Cellular component (GO): intracellular membrane-bounded organelle
Molecular function (GO): 11-beta-hydroxysteroid dehydrogenase (NAD+) activity
Source: RefSeq, a predicted model, not a curated record